Molecule: messenger RNA, 1299 nt
Organism: Emiliania huxleyi CCMP1516
Lineage: Eukaryota; Haptophyta; Isochrysidales; Noelaerhabdaceae
Exons: 1
Molecular function (GO): protein binding
Source: RefSeq, a predicted model, not a curated record
AUGCGGCAGGCCGGAUGCGAGCCAAACGUCUUCAGCUACAGCAUUCUCAUCAACCUGUGCGCAAGGUCGAAGGACUGGAAGACGGCGGUGUCGCUGCUUCGCGAGAUGCCAAAUGCGGGAGUGCAGCCAAACGUGAUCAGCUACAACGCGGCCAUCUCUGUGUGCGAGAAGGCUAGCCAAUGGAAGAAGGCGCUGUCGCUGCUGCGCGAGAUGCCUGGUGCUGGAGUGCAACCAAACGUGAUCAGCUACAACGCGGCCAUCUCAGCCUGCGAGAAGGCUGGCCGGUGCGAUGAGGCGCUGUCGCUGCUGCGCGAGAUGCCUGAUGUGGGAGUGCAGCCAGACGUGAUCAGCUACAGUGCGGCCAUCUCUGCGUGCGAGAAGGCUGGCCGGUGCGAUGAGGCGCUGUCGCUGCUGCGCGAGAUGCCAGGCGCGGGUGUGCAACCAAACGAGUACAGCUACAACGCAGCCAUCUCUGCGUGCGAGAAGGCUGGUCGUUGGGAGGAGGCGGUGUCGCUGCUUCGCGAGAUGCCUGCUGCGGGGUUGAGGCCAAACGUGGUCAGCUACAGCGCAGCCAUCUCUGCGUGCGAGAAGGCUGGCCGGUGCGAUGAAGCGCUGUCGCUGCUGCGCGAGAUGCCUGAUGCAGGCUUGUCACCAAACGUGAUCAGCUACAACGCGGCCAUCUCAGCCUGCGAGAAGGCUGGCCGGUGCGAUGAAGCGCUGUCGCUGCUGCGCGAGAUGCCAGGCGCGGGUGUGCAACCAGACGUGAUCAGCUACAACGCGGCCAUCUCUGCGUGCGAGAAGGCUGGCCGCGGCAAUGAGGCGCUGUCGCUGCUGCGCGAGAUGCCAAGCGCGGGAGUGCAGCCAGACGUGAUCAGCUACAGCGCAGCCAUCUCAGCCUGCGAGAAGGCUAGCCGGUGCGAUGAAGCGCUGUCGCUGCUGCGCGAGAUGCCAGGCGCGCGUGUGCAACCAGACGUGAUCAGCUACAACGCAGCCAUCUCUUCGUGCGAGAAGGCUGGCCGCUGCAAUGAGGCGCUGUCGCUGCUGCGCGAGAUGCCUGAUGCAGGCUUGUCACCAAACGAGUACAGCUACAACGCGGCCAUCUCAGCCUGCGAGAAGGCUGGCCGCUGCAAUGAGGCGCUGUCGCUGCUGCGCGAGAUGCCAGGCGCGGGGUUGACGCCAAACGUAAUCAGCUACAACGCGGCCAUCUCUGCCUGCGAGAAGGCUGGCCGGUGCGAUGAAGCCUUGUCGCUGCUCAGCAAGAUGCAAGAGGACGGCGUGCAACCAGACGUGAUCAGCUUC